This is a messenger RNA of Cynocephalus volans (Philippine flying lemur), 4808 nucleotides long. RefSeq names its product collagen type V alpha 2 chain (gene COL5A2). Gene Ontology annotation, biological process: extracellular matrix organization. Gene Ontology annotation, molecular function: extracellular matrix structural constituent conferring tensile strength; protein binding. The annotation marks the transcript as partial. The record is from RefSeq and is a predicted model, not a curated record. The transcript is spliced from 54 exons. NCBI's taxonomy places the organism in Eukaryota, Metazoa, Chordata, Mammalia, Dermoptera, Cynocephalidae.
UUAGACACGAUGGCAAACUGGGUGGAAGCGAGACCUCUCCUCAUUCUUACUGUUCUAUUAGGGCAAUUUGUCUCAAUAAAAGCCCAGGAAGAAGGCGAGGAUGAAGGAUAUGGUGAAGAAAUAGCCUGCACUCAGAACGGCCAGAUGUACUUAAACAGGGACAUUUGGAAACCCGCCCCUUGCCAGAUCUGUGUCUGUGACAAUGGAGCCAUUCUUUGCGACAAGAUAGAGUGCCAGGAUGUGCUCGACUGUGCUGACCCUAUAACUCCCCCUGGGGAGUGCUGUCCUGUCUGUUCACAGACCACGGGAGGUGAAGGUAGCAAUACCAAUUUUGGUAGAGGAAGAAAGGGACAAAAAGGUGAACCAGGAUUAGUUCCUGUUGUAACAGGCAUUCGUGGUCGCCCAGGACCUGCAGGACCUCCAGGAUCACAAGGACCAAGAGGAGAGCGAGGCCCAAAAGGGAGACCUGGUCCUCGUGGUCCUCAGGGAAUUGAUGGAGAACCAGGUGUUCCUGGUCAACCUGGUGCUCCAGGGCCUCCUGGGCAUCCGUCCCACCCAGGACCCGAUGGCAUGAGCAGGCCGUUUUCAGCUCAGAUGGCUGGGUUGGAUGAAAAAUCUGGACUUGGGAGUCAAGUAGGACUGAUGCCUGGCUCUGUGGGUCCUAUUGGCCCAAGGGGACCUCAAGGUUUACAAGGGCAGCAAGGUGGCGUAGGACCUACAGGACCUCCUGGAGAACCUGGUGAUCCUGGACCAAUGGGUCCAGUUGGUUCACGAGGACCAGAGGGCCCUCCUGGGAAACCUGGUGAAGACGGUGAACCUGGUAGAAAUGGAAAUACUGGUGAAGUGGGAUUUACAGGAUCUCCAGGGGCUCGAGGCUUUCCUGGGGCUCCUGGUCUUCCAGGCCUGAAAGGUCAUCGAGGACACAAAGGUCUCGAUGGCCCUAAAGGUGAAGUUGGAGCACCUGGUUCCAAGGGUGAAGCAGGCCCUACCGGUCAAAUGGGAGCCAUGGGUCCUCUGGGUCCCAGAGGAAUGCCAGGAGAGAGAGGGAGACUUGGGCCACAGGGUGCUCCUGGACAACGAGGUGCACACGGUAUGCCUGGAAAACCUGGACCUAUGGGUCCUCUUGGGAUAUCUGGCUCUCCUGGUUUUCCAGGGAAUCCUGGAAUGAAGGGAGAUGCAGGUCCUACUGGGGCACGAGGCCCUGAAGGUCCUCAGGGGCAGAGAGGUGAAACUGGGCCACCAGGUCCAGUUGGCUCUCAAGGUCUUCCUGGUGCAAUGGGAACUGAUGGUACACCUGGUGCCAAAGGCCCAACGGGCUCUCCAGGUGCAUCUGGACCUCCUGGAUUGCCAGGGCCCCCUGGAUCUCCAGGACCUCAGGGCAGCACUGGACCUACGGGAAUUCGAGGACAACCGGGUGACCCAGGAGUUCCAGGUUUCAAAGGAGAAGCUGGCCCAAAAGGGGAACCAGGGCCACAUGGUAUUCAGGGUCCAAUAGGCCCACCUGGUGAAGAAGGCAAAAGAGGUCCCCGAGGUGAUCCAGGAACAGUUGGUCCUCCAGGCCCAGUGGGAGAAAGGGGUGCUCCUGGCAAUCGUGGUUUUCCAGGCUCUGAUGGUUUACCUGGGCCCAAGGGUGCUCAAGGAGAGCGGGGUCCUGUAGGUUCAUCAGGACCUAAAGGAGGCCAGGGGGACCCAGGACGUCCAGGCGAACCCGGACUUCCAGGUGCUCGGGGUCUGACAGGAAAUCCUGGUGUUCAAGGUCCUGAAGGAAAACUUGGACCUUUGGGUGCUCCAGGGGAAGAUGGCCGUCCAGGUCCUCCGGGCUCCAUAGGAAUCAGAGGGCAGCCUGGGAGCAUGGGCCUUCCAGGCCCCAAAGGUAGCAGUGGUGACCCUGGAAAACCUGGAGAAGCAGGAAAUGCUGGUGUUCCUGGUCAGAGGGGAGCUCCUGGAAAAGAUGGUGAAGUUGGUCCUUCUGGUUCUGUGGGCCCCCCGGGUCUAGCUGGGGAAAGAGGAGAACAGGGACCUCCAGGUCCCACUGGCUUUCAGGGGCUCCCUGGUCCCCCAGGGCCUCCUGGGGAAAGUGGAAAGCCGGGUGAUCAGGGUGUUCCUGGAGAUCCCGGAGCAGUUGGCCCAUUAGGACCUAGAGGAGAACGAGGAAAUCCUGGGGAAAGAGGAGAACCAGGAAUAACUGGACUCCCCGGUGAGAAGGGAAUGGCUGGCGGACAUGGUCCUGAUGGUCCCAAAGGCAGUCCAGGUCCAUCUGGGACCCCUGGAGAUACAGGCCCACCAGGUCUUCAAGGGAUGCCGGGAGAAAGAGGAAUUGCGGGAACUCCUGGCCCCAAGGGUGACAGAGGUGGCAUAGGAGAGAAAGGUGCUGAAGGCACAGCUGGAAACGAUGGAGCGAGAGGUCUUCCAGGUCCCUUGGGCCCUCCUGGUCCUGCAGGUCCCACUGGAGAAAAGGGUGAACCUGGUCCUCGAGGUUUAGUUGGCCCCCCCGGCUCUCGUGGCAAUCCUGGUUCUCGUGGUGAAAAUGGCCCAACUGGGGCUGUUGGUUUUGCUGGACCCCAGGGUCCUGAUGGGCAGCCUGGAGUAAAAGGUGAACCUGGAGAGCCAGGACAGAAGGGAGAUGCCGGAUCUCCUGGACCACAAGGGCUAGCAGGAUCCCCUGGCCCUCACGGUCCUAAUGGUGUCCCUGGACUAAAAGGUGGUAGAGGAACCCAGGGUCCACCUGGUGCUACAGGAUUUCCUGGUUCUGCUGGCAGAGUUGGACCUCCAGGCCCUGCUGGAGCUCCAGGACCUGCAGGACCCUUGGGGGAACCGGGGAAGGAGGGACCUCCAGGUCUUCGUGGGGACCCUGGCUCUCAUGGGCGAGUGGGAGAUCGAGGACCAGCUGGCCCCCCUGGUGGCCCAGGAGACAAAGGGGACCCAGGAGAAGAUGGGCAACCUGGUCCAGAUGGUCCCCCGGGUCCAGCUGGCACAACUGGGCAAAGAGGAAUUGUGGGCAUGCCCGGGCAGCGUGGAGAGCGAGGCAUGCCUGGCCUGCCAGGCCCGGCGGGCACACCAGGAAAAGUAGGACCAACUGGUGCACCAGGAGAUAAAGGUCCACCUGGACCUGUGGGACCCCCAGGCUCCAAUGGUCCAGUAGGGGAACCUGGACCAGAAGGUCCAGCUGGUAAUGAUGGUACCCCAGGACGGGAUGGUGCUGUUGGAGAACGUGGGGAUCGUGGAGACCCUGGGCCUGCAGGUCUGCCAGGCUCUCAGGGUGCCCCUGGGACUCCUGGUCCUGUUGGUGCUCCAGGAGAUGCAGGACAAAGAGGAGAUCCGGGUUCUCGGGGUCCUAUAGGACCACCUGGUCGAGCUGGGAAACGUGGUUUACCUGGACCCCAAGGACCUCGUGGUGACAAAGGUGAUCACGGAGACCGAGGUGACCGAGGUCAGAAGGGCCAUAGAGGCUUCACUGGUCUUCAGGGUCUUCCUGGUCCUCCUGGUCCAAAUGGUGAACAAGGCAGUGCUGGAAUCCCGGGACCAUUUGGCCCAAGAGGUCCUCCAGGCCCAGUUGGUCCUUUAGGUAAAGAAGGAAACCCUGGGCCACUUGGGCCCAUUGGACCUCCUGGUGUGCGGGGCAGUGUAGGAGAAGCAGGACCUGAGGGUCCUCCUGGUGAGCCUGGUCCACCUGGCCCUCCGGGUCCUCCUGGCCACCUUACAGCUGCUCUUGGGGACAUCAUGGGGCACUAUGAUGAGAGUAUGCCAGAUCCACUUCCAGAGUUUACUGAAGAUCAGGCAGCUCCUGAUGACAAAAACAAAACUGACCCUGGGGUCCACGCUACCCUGAAGUCACUCAGUAGUCAGAUUGAAACCAUGCGCAGUCCUGAUGGCUCUAAAAAGCACCCAGCCCGGACUUGUGAUGACUUAAAGCUUUGCCAUUCCACAAAGCAGAGUGGUGAAUACUGGAUCGAUCCUAACCAGGGAUCUGCUGAAGAUGCAAUCAAAGUUCACUGCAAUAUGGAAACAGGAGAAACGUGUAUUUCAGCAAACCCAUCCAGUGUACCACGGAAAACUUGGUGGGCCAGCAAAUCUCCUGACCAUAAGCCUGUUUGGUAUGGUCUUGAUAUGAAUAGAGGAUUUCAGUUUGCUUAUGGAGACUACCAGUCGGCUAACACAGCCAUUACUCAGAUGACCUUCUUGCGCCUUUUAUCGAAAGAAGCCUCUCAGAACAUUACUUACAUCUGCAAAAACAGUGUAGGAUACAUGGAUGAUCAAGCUAAGAACCUCAGGAAAGCUGUGGUUCUCAAAGGGGCAAAUGACUUAGAAAUCAAAGCAGAGGGAAAUGUUAGAUUCAGAUAUACAGUUCUACAAGACACUUGCUCUAAGCGAAGUGGAAAUGUGGGCAAGACUGUCUUUGAAUAUAGAACACAGAAUGUGGCACGCUUGCCCAUCAUAGAUCUUGCCCCUGUGGAUGUUGGCGGCACAGACCAGGAAUUUGGUGUAGAAAUUGGGCCAGUUUGUUUUGUGUAAAGUAAGCCAAGAUACAUCGACCAUGAGCACCACCAUCAGUGACCACCACCGUUCACAAGAACUUUGUUUGAAGUUGAUCCUGAGACUCUUGAAGUUACGGCUGAUCCUGCAUCAGCCCUGUAUAUAUGGUCUUGAGUGCCUGGCCUCCUUCUCCUUCAGAAUAUUUAUUUUACUUAUGAUCCUCAAGUUUUAAUUGAUUUAAAAUAUUUUUCAAUACAGCAGUUUAGGGUGAAGAUGACCAAUGACAAUGACCACCUUUUAAAAAAAGUAAACUGAUAAAUAAAUAAAUAAAUCUC